Lasiosphaeria miniovina is the source of this 1104-nucleotide messenger RNA. RefSeq lists its product as uncharacterized. NCBI's taxonomy places the organism in Eukaryota, Fungi, Ascomycota, Sordariomycetes, Sordariales, Lasiosphaeriaceae. Bases 1 to 1104 code for a protein of 367 amino acids. The transcript has 2 exons. The record is from RefSeq and is a predicted model, not a curated record.
AUGGAUCCUGAUCGCACCUCCAUGUUAGAUAGCACAGGUGUUACGCCCAUCGUCAUUAAGCGUGAAGGAUCACCAGAUGGAUUCUUAAUGCGGGAUGGGACUCCCAGCGCCAAAACCCCAGCUCACACGACAAUCUGGGUGUCGUCUAUAACCGUUCCCGGGACGUCAGUACACAUCAACCGCGUCCCCAACUGUUCGGUCCCUGCAUCCCAGGACAAGGCCAACAACUACAGACACAAAGUGCCGGCCCAUCUGCGGGGGAGCGGGCCCAACACGCACUACAUCUCGCUCGCGACUCUACGCUCUCUGAUGCACGACAUGAGCGGCGAGGGCUGGUUCAACUCGGGCAAGAUCAGGUUUGUGAUGAUCGAGUGGCAUCUCAACGGCCAGAGCCAGCCGCCCGCCUUCAAGACGCGGCACAUGGUGGUUGCCGACGCCGAUGUUGACGGCGGCAUGAUCUCCUUCGCCCAGGGCCUGGACUGGGCGUGGAAGCUCGUCGAGCACGUGAACGGGUUCAACCGGGUCCAGGAGGAGGCCGCGAUCGCUGCUGCCAAGCAGGAGCUGGAGGACGCCGCGGAGCGCAAGAGGCAGCGGCUAGUACAUAUGCAGAACGCCUGCUGCGCGCUGAUGAAGGGCCGUCUGUGGUGUCGGGACGACGAGGCUCUGGCAAAGAGCCCUUGCGGCCGUUCGGCGAUGAACAACAACAACAACACUAAUAAUGGUAAUUAUAAUGUCCAUACAUUUGCUCAGCGGCGGCGGCAGCAGCAGGCGGCGCUGCGUAGGCGUGGAGGGGUCGCACGCCGGUGUGGCGGCGGCGGCGACGGCUGGCACGAGCGACAGGACGAAAAGGAGCGGCGGGCCAUGGCGUACUCGCAGCAGCUUGUCGAGUGGUUCCGCGGGCAGGCCGAAGAGGAGUUCGAGGCCACAGGAGAUACGAGUAAGCUCCUGCAGGCUAGAAGCAUGUCGCAGAUGGUGGCGACCCUUGAGUCUCGCCAGCAGCAGCGCGGGGGACGCAGGGCUAAUGGUACUGCUGCUGCUGCUGCUUCUGCUUCUUCACCUCGAGGGGCCGUCAGCAAUGGCACAUGGCGGGCAAGGAUGAGCUAG